AAACUCAACGAGAGAAGCAAGCACUCAGAGACUGAAGGGGCAGGCGGGAGGCAGGCACUCAGCAGGCAGAGCAGAGAGGCAAGGAGGGAGCUCAGGGCUUGGAGCUGGGUACAGCUGCGAACACCCUGUUCCAAUCCUCCUGCAUCCUUCCCAUCCCAGCCACCUUCCUCCCUGACAGCCACCGGAGCAGCAGCCGGACACAGACCCCUUCCAGACAGGUGCGACUGAACCAUGGAGCUCCGAGUGGGGAACAAGUAUCGUCUGGGCCGAAAGAUUGGCAGUGGUUCUUUUGGAGACAUUUACCUGGGUGCCAAUAUUGCCACUGGGGAAGAAGUUGCCAUCAAAUUGGAAUGUGUCAAAACCAAGCACCCCCAGCUCCACAUCGAGAGCAAGUUCUACAAAAUGAUGCAGGGAGGAGUUGGUAUUCCCUCCAUUAAGUGGUGUGGGGCAGAGGGUGACUAUAAUGUGAUGGUGAUGGAGCUCCUGGGGCCCAGCCUGGAGGAUCUCUUCAAUUUCUGUUCCCGCAAGUUCAGUCUCAAGACUGUCCUGCUCCUGGCAGACCAGAUGAUCAGCCGUAUAGAGUACAUUCAUUCCAAGAACUUCAUCCACCGGGAUGUAAAGCCAGACAAUUUCCUCAUGGGGCUGGGCAAGAAGGGCAACCUGGUGUACAUCAUCGACUUUGGCCUGGCCAAGAAGUACCGAGACGCCCGGACCCACCAGCACAUCCCAUACCGGGAAAACAAGAACCUGACCGGCACAGCCCGCUAUGCCUCCAUCAACACCCACUUGGGAAUUGAACAAAGUCGCCGUGAUGACCUGGAGAGCUUGGGCUACGUGCUCAUGUACUUCAACCUGGGUUCGCUGCCCUGGCAGGGCCUCAAGGCUGCCACCAAGCGCCAAAAGUAUGAGCGUAUCAGCGAGAAGAAGAUGUCAACACCCAUUGAGGUGCUCUGCAAAGGGUACCCUUCUGAGUUUUCCACAUACCUCAAUUUCUGCCGCUCACUGCGGUUUGAUGACAAACCUGACUACUCGUACCUGCGGCAGCUCUUCCGUAACCUCUUCCACCGCCAGGGCUUCUCUUACGACUAUGUCUUCGACUGGAACAUGCUCAAAUUUGGAGCAGCCCGAAACCCUGAGGACAUGGAUCGGGAGCGGCGAGAGCACGAGCGAGAAGAGAGGAUGGGGCAACUUCGGGGUUCCGCCACACGGGCACUGCCACCCGGCCCCCCUGCUGGAGCCGCAGCCAACCGCCUUCGCAACGUUGCGGAGCCCAUGGCCUCCACGCCCGCCUCCCGAAUCCAGCAGUCCGGAAACACGUCCCCCAGGGCAAUCUCACGAGUGGACAGGGAGCGGAAGGUCAGCAUGAGGUUACACAGGGGAGCUCCUGCCAAUGUCUCUUCCUCCGACCUCACAGGGCGGCAAGAGGUGUCACGGAUUUCAGCGUCACAGACGAGCGUGCCAUUUGAUCACCUUGGGAAGUGAGGAGAUGUCCCUGGACCAGUGUUUGCUUAGUGUCUUCACUGUAUUUUUCUUUUAAA
This is a messenger RNA of Chelonoidis abingdonii (Abingdon island giant tortoise), 1538 nucleotides long. RefSeq names its product casein kinase 1 epsilon (gene CSNK1E). Gene Ontology annotation, biological process: protein phosphorylation. Gene Ontology annotation, molecular function: ATP binding; protein kinase activity. NCBI's taxonomy places the organism in Eukaryota, Metazoa, Chordata, Testudines, Testudinidae. The record is from RefSeq and is a predicted model, not a curated record.